Molecule: messenger RNA, 2187 nt
Organism: Nyctereutes procyonoides (raccoon dog)
Lineage: Eukaryota; Metazoa; Chordata; Mammalia; Carnivora; Canidae
Gene: ZDHHC1
Product: zinc finger DHHC-type containing 1
Exons: 14
Coding region: 495-1991 (498 amino acids)
Biological process (GO): protein targeting to membrane; peptidyl-L-cysteine S-palmitoylation
Cellular component (GO): Golgi apparatus; endoplasmic reticulum
Molecular function (GO): protein-cysteine S-palmitoyltransferase activity
Source: RefSeq, a predicted model, not a curated record
CGGGCGGUACCGGCGGCCCGCUCCCGCGCGACCCCGGGGACUCGGCGGCCCGGCCUGCGCCGCGCGGCCCGGCAUGGGGCCCCGCUCCGCGCUGCGCCGCCGCCUGGCCCCGGGCGCCGUCUCCGCUGCGAGGGUCUGAGCGCUGCCGCCGUGGAGGGGCACGGCCAGAUUUUAUUUAUUCAUGGAGCGGGCUGCAGGUGGAGAGGCAGAGACAUAGACAGAGGGAGAAGCAGGCUUCCUGCCAGGAACCUGAUGUGGGACUCGAUCCUGGAUCCCAGGAUUAUGCCCUGAGCCGAAGGCAGAUGUUCAACCACUGAGCAACCCAGGCGUCCCAAUGUUUUCAAGUCUGCAAACAUUACUGAGCACCUACUAGGUACAAGGAGAAACUUGCAUAACGGGGGAGGCAUGAGGAUGACACAGUGUUCCAAGUAGCACAGUGACCUGCCCAGUAAAGACUAAGCAUCAGGGCCCCCUGACUCUGCUUGGGGCAUCAGAUGAACAUCUGCAACAAGCCCUCCAACAAGACAGCACCUGAGAAGAGUGUGUGGACGGCGCCUGUGCAGGCCAGCAGACCUUCCCCGGAGCUGCAGGGCCAGCGGUCCCGCCGGAAUGGGUGGAGCUGGCCCCCUCACCCACUCCAGAUUGUGGCUUGGCUGCUGUACCUCUUCUUUGCCGUGAUUGGCUUUGGGGUCCUUGUUCCCCUCCUGCCUCAUCACUGGGUGCCUGCUGGCUAUGCUGUAUCCUUGGGAAAGUGUGGGACUAGUACAUGGAAGGAUUGGGGCAGUGGACGGGGACGUGGCAGGAGCCUGAAGCCGUGCUCCGGAGCCUCAGAGAGUGCGGCAGAUGCCAACGUGCGGGACAAGAGCUAUGCAGGGCCCCUGCCCAUCUUCAACCGCAGCCAACAUGCACAUGUCAUUGAAGACCUGCACUGCAACUUGUGCGACGUAGAUGUGAGCGCGCGCUCCAAGCACUGCAGCGCCUGCAACAAGUGCGUGUGCGGGUUUGACCACCACUGCAAGUGGCUCAACAACUGCGUGGGCGAGAGGAACUACCGGCUCUUUCUACACAGUGUGGCAUCUGCCUUGCUGGGUGUCCUGCUUCUCGUGCUGGUGGCCACUUAUGUCUUUGUGGAGUUCUUUGUCAACCCCAUGCGGCUGCGCACCAAUCAUCACUUUGAAGUCCUGAAGAAUCACACAGAUGUGUGGUUCGUGUUCCUGCCCGCUGCCCCCGUGGAGACCCAGGCUCCUGCCAUCCUGGCCCUGGCUGCCCUGCUUAUCCUUCUGGGCCUGCUUUCCACAGCCCUGCUGGGCCACUUGUUCUGCUUCCACAUUUAUCUCAUGUGGCACAAGCUCACCACCUAUGAGUACAUCGUGCAGCAUCGCCUGCCACAGGAGGCAAAGGGGGCCCACAGGGAGCUCGAGUCAUGUCCUCCCAAGAUGCGGCCCAUUCAGGAGAUGGAGUUCUACAUGCGGACCUUCAGCCAUGUGCGCCCAGAACCCCCUGGCCAGGCCAGGCCUGCCACAGUGAAUGCCAACCUUUCCCAGUUCUUUGCUACCCGAGGCCAAGGGGAACCCCCACCUCCCUCCUCCCCAGAGAGGGGUGCUCUGCCCCCCCGGAUCCGACCCCAGAAAAAGAGGAAGCGGCGAGUGUAUAAGGUGCCAACCUCUGGGACCUUGGAACCAGAAUCGCCGUUGCCCAGGCUGCCGGGGCCCGGGGCUCCGGGCCCCCGCUCCAGCUCGCUGUCGGAUUCCGCGGGCUCCAGCCCAGUGCACGCCGCUGGGCCUGCAGGCGCCUACCACUCGGCGUCAGCCGAGUCCAUGGACGAGAUUCCAGUGGCGCAGACGCGCCUGGGCAGCGCCGCUCUGGCCGCCCCGGUGGGUAGGGGCCGGGAGCCGGGGCUGGCCCUGCAGCUGCGUGCGCCUGCCGUGUUCGUGAGCCCGAGCAGCGGGGAGCCCCGGGUGCGGGGAGGCCUGGAGGCGGGCCUGGCUUAGCGGGGUGGAGAGGCAGGAGGGCCAGGGAGGAGCGGCCAGCCCCGUUCUCUAUGCAACACCCCCACCGUCGCUGCACCGAGUGCACUUUAGGGGCCCCUACGGUCCGGCGGGAUGGGUCCCCUUCCUCCGCAGCUCAGCAAUACCCGCCCCACCGGCCAUGAUGCUCCAAUAAAGUCUUUUUUUAUGCUUUUGUGGA